UAGCUAGUCUUUUUAAUUUUUUGGGUAUGGUUCUUUCUAGGUGUGUGGGAACGCAGGCAAGAUUGAAAAUGCACACGCGUUAAACGUUAAAUCCAUUUUUUUAUUAAGGAGAUACUAUAUCGUAUUGCAUUCCGUCUUUGCCCUCCUCUAAUCUAGCUAACGGUAGCCACUCACUCAUAAAUAGUUUAGGAGAGAUGAAUCAAGAUUGAAGUCUCAAUGGCAAAUUUUCUACUCCAUCUCCCAAACAAUUUCAGAGCAGUUUCCGUUUCUGCAUCUGCUUCCUCUAAUGGUCUCAUCCCUAAUCGAUUUUCUUCAAAUUUUGAGAAAAAGAAUACAGUUUUCGGAAUUAUCUUGACUCUUAGCGAUAGGAUUCUCGGCUUUCUUUGUUCCAGAUUCUGGGCAACUUGUGUGGCUAGUUACCCAUAAUUUAUCGAAUAUCCAUGUUUGCAAGAUUAUUGGACGCUGUAGUUACUGAGUUUAUUAUUAUAUCAUGCCACACCAGCUCCCUCUCUCUUUUCUUUUUUGUCUUUGUCUGCUAUAAUAAGCUCUGGAUUUCACAAAAUCUUGGGAUUCCCUUAUUUUAAUUUAGCUAGAGUGAUAAUCUUCUUCUUAAUUUUGGGGUAAAUUGUGUUCCUGUGUUUGUAUUGAUGUUCUCUUAGUGACUUAUGGGCUGCUAGAUUCUGUUUCAAAAUGUUAUCUUUGCAUUACUUUUGCAAAAAAUGUAUUCCAUACCAUAAUUUUCUUUUUUUCAAUUCCUUUGUAAGAAUCAUAGGUUUUCUGAUAAAUUGUAAUUAAAAGUUGACGCAAAAUGGCUUCUUAUUUGAUUAUGUGAUUACGUUCCUUUGUUUUCAAUUAAAUAUUGCUGCAGUCUCUAGGUGUAGUUGUGUUAGGAUCUUGAUUGAAUUAUGAUAUUUGACAUGGCAUUGAAAGUUGAGAUGAGUGGUAUAGUCAAUUGGUUUGUUGAAUGUUGCAAAUGUAAUGGUGUUGGUAAUGUAGGAUCAGGUCCUCAACAAGGGGGGCCAGUGAUUCUUGAACUUCCUCUGGAUAAAAUUCGGAGACCCCUCAUGCGUACGAGAGCCAACGACCCUCACAAAGUGAAACAACUCAUGGAUAGUAUUGCUGAAAUCGGGCUUCAAGUACCUAUUGACGUGCUUCUCGUAGAUGGUGAAUAUUAUGGUUUUUCAGGUUGCCACCGGUACGAAGCUCACCAACGGCUAGGGCUGCCAACCAUACGUUGCAAAGUUCGACGUGGGACAAAGGAAACUCUAAGGCAUCACCUUCGCUGACGGCUCGCCAUGUAGCAGAUGAUCAGUAGUGGAUGUACCUAUAUCUAGAUGCAAUCUUCUGUUGUACUAGUAAAUAAACUCUGUAUGGAUAAUCCAUGUAUAUAUGUAAAACAAUUUUCACUCUC
Messenger RNA from Salvia miltiorrhiza (redroot sage), 1411 nucleotides. Its product is annotated as sulfiredoxin, chloroplastic/mitochondrial. The record is from RefSeq and is a predicted model, not a curated record. Gene Ontology annotation, molecular function: sulfiredoxin activity. Gene Ontology annotation, biological process: cellular response to oxidative stress. The transcript has 4 exons. Gene Ontology annotation, cellular component: cytoplasm. The coding region runs from base 906 to 1286 and encodes 126 amino acids. NCBI's taxonomy places the organism in Eukaryota, Viridiplantae, Streptophyta, Magnoliopsida, Lamiales, Lamiaceae.